Messenger RNA from Parnassius apollo (apollo), 417 nucleotides. The record is from the annotation of a GenBank genome assembly. Lineage: Eukaryota; Metazoa; Arthropoda; Insecta; Lepidoptera; Papilionidae.
AUGGAACCAGCGCCGUCUACCUCACAUCCAUUCAAGGAGAUUGUAUCUCCGCUGAAGAAAAGAAAAAUGUCGCACUUUAGUGAUUCCGAGAAGCGUUCCCCGUUAAGUGAAUACCUGUUUCUGCCCUGGAUGGGGGCUACUCUACGCGGACUGGUUUUACGACAAGCUCCAACAACGGGGGCCUUAUUGUAUACGAUGUUCGUCGCCAAUGGGAACGUUAAUAUAUUAUUCACUACGGCAUUUAUCUUAUUGUUACUUUCAGAAUUGUUUAUAUGGCUGGAGAUCGUCAGGUUGGUGCUUAUGCGUUGGGAGUGUGGAAAACAAAUGAAGAUGUCCUCCGAAGUAAAUUGUGAAGUACAGACUCUCUGGAGUAAUGAUGAUGUGCCUAGCGUUGAAGUGCGAAAUUACGUUUAUUAG